GGCAGCUGCGAGUGGUGGGGAGAAGGCACUUCCUGGCUGGUGGCCGGCCUCAGAGCAGGUGUCAGGAUGUUGGGCUGGGUCCAGAGGGUGCUGCCUCAGCCCCCAGGGACCCCUCAGAAGACCAGGAUGGAGGAGGGGAAGGGGGCGGAACCAGAGCCGGAGCCCGACCUGGAGGCGGAGCUGGAACCAGCGCCAGAGCCUAACACAGCCCCCCAGGCGGCCAAGCUAGAAGGCGAGUCGCUGCCACCCGAGGAGCCCUUGGAAGGGGAGGAAGGAGCUGUGGCUGCCCCCGGGCCUCAGGUGUGGGGGCCUCUUUUUCCAGAGACCCAGAAAGCCGCCUCUACUCUGCCCUCAUCCCUCCAGGCCCAGCUUGCUGUGGAUCCCCGAGUGAACAGUCCCAGCGCCUGGGUGCUGACCUGGCUGAGGAAGGGCGUGGUGAAGGUCAUCCCGCAGCCCGUCCAUAGCAUUGCGGCCGGCUUCGAGGGCCCCGAUCAGGCAGGAGCUCAGAUCCUUGGGCACUGCAGCACUGGGGCCUCAGAUGGAUCCAACGAGGCCUCCAGGGCAAAGGACACUGGGCCUGUGCCCUGGCUGCUCAGGUGGUUUGAGCAGAACCUGGAGAAAGUGCUGCCUCAGCCUCCAAAAACCUCCGAGGGCUGCAGAGACCAGCCUGCAGACGCUGCCUUGGGCCCAGAGCCCCCAGGGUGCCCCUUGGAAGCAGAGCCCGUGCUGCAGGCCCCGGAGAGUCCCCCCCUGCCCACUCCUGGCCCCCCGGAGCCCGAGGAGGAGCCCGAGGAGCAGCCCGAGGAGGAGCCCACUCCAGAGCCCCAGCCCGGCUUCCGGGCUUCCUCCCUGCCACCCCCCGGGGACACUGCCAGGUUGGUGGCGUGGCUCCUGCAUAGACUGCAGAUGGCUCUGCCACAGCCCGUGCUCCGUGGGAAGGCUGGGGAGCAGGAGCCUGGCGCCCCUGGGACGUGUGAGGUGCAGACCAUCAGCAUCCUCCCUGGAGGCCAAGAGGAGCCCGAUGAUCUCAUCCUAGAAGAGGUCGACCCUCACUGGGAGGAGGACCAGGCUCAGGAUGGCAGCGCCAGCCCGCAGGGUGCAGAGGUGGUGGUGUCAGCUUAUGCGGAGGAGAAUGAGGCCGGGGAAGAGAUGUCCAGGGAGUUUUCCUGGAUUCAAGAGGACAAAGAAGAUGAUGAGGAGGAGGAGCCUGACGUCCUGCUGGAUAGCUGUCUGGUGGCAGAGGCCGGCGCAGACCCGGGCGGAGUAGACAGGACGGUCACCCAGAGGGCCUCCUGCCAGGAAGAAGCCGCAGCCGCCAGCUCAGUAGUGCCUGCCACAGAAAAGCACCCGGAAGUGCAGGUGGAAGACACUGAUGCUGACAGCCACCCCCUCAUCGCGGAGGACAAGCCACCCUCACCCGAGCGGCUGCCACCGUCUCCUGCCAAGUCCGACACCCUCACAGUCCCGGGAUCGGCCGCAGGGACCCGCAGGAAGAGGCUGUCCUCCCAGGAUGAGGAAGCGGAAGAGAUCAAGGAACUGUCGCCGGCUGAGACCCCUGUGGUCGCCUGGUCCGACCCCCCCACCCCGCAGGGCACCGACGACCAGGACCGGGCGUCCUCCUCCGCCAGCCAGAACAGCGCCGUCAUCAACGAGCGGCUGCAGGAGCUGGUGAAGCUCUUCAAGGAGCGGACGGAGAAGGUGAAGGAGAAGCUCAUUGACCCGGACGUCACCUCGGACGAGGAGAGCCCCAAGCCCUCUCCCGCCAAGCAAGCCCCGGAGCCGGCCGCGGGCCCUACACCCGCUGGGGAGGCGCAGGCGGAGGAGGAGCACUACUGCGACAUGCUCUGCUGCAAGUUCAAGCGCCGGCCCUGGCGGAAGUACCAGUUCCCCCGGAGCAUCGACCCACUGACCAACCUGAUGUACAUCCUGUGGCUGCUCUUCGUGGUGUUGGCCUGGAACUGGAACUGCUGGCUGAUCCCUGUGCGCUGGGCCUUCCCCUACCAGACGCCGGGCAACCUCUACUUCUGGCUGCUGAUGGAUUACCUGUGCGACCUCAUCUACUUCCUGGACAUCACCGUGUUCCAGAUGCGCCUGCAGUUUGUCAGGGGCGGGGACAUCAUUACAGACAAAAAGGAGAUGCGCAACAACUACCUGAAGUCUCCCCGCUUUAAGAUGGACCUGCUGUGCCUGCUGCCCUUGGACUUGCUCUACCUGAAGUUUGGCGUGAACCCCCUCCUGCGGCUGCCCCGCUGUCUGAAGUACAUGGCCUUCUUCGAGUUCAACAACCGCCUGGAAUCCAUCCUCAGCAAAGCCUACGUUUACAGGGUUAUCAGGACCACCGCCUACCUGCUCUACAGCUUGCACCUGAACUCGUGCCUGUAUUACUGGGCAUCGGCCUAUCAGGGCAUUGGCUCCACCCACUGGGUGUACGAUGGCGUGGGAAACAAUUAUUUUCGUUGCUACUUCCUAACUGUAAUGUUGCUACUUAAACGUGCCCGUGUCCCACAUCCCCAAAGCCCAUGGAACGGCCCCGUUCUGACCCAGCGGCUUCCUCCCCCCCCCUCCCCCUUGCCCCAGAUGAGAGACGUGGUGGGGGCCGCCACGGCCGGGCAGACCUACUACCGCAGCUGCAUGGACAGCACCGUGAAGUACAUGAACUUCUACAAGAUCCCCAGGUCCGUGCAGAACCGCGUCAAGACCUGGUACGAGUACACCUGGCACUCCCAAGGCAUGCUGGAUGAGUCGGAGCUGAUGGUGCAGCUUCCAGACAAGAUGCGGCUGGACCUGGCCAUCGACGUGAACUACGACAUCGUCAGCAAAGUGGCGCUCUUCCAGGGCUGUGACCGGCAGAUGAUCUUUGACAUGCUCAAGCGGCUGCGCUCUGUCGUCUACCUGCCCAAUGACUACGUGUGCAAGAAGGGGGAGAUAGGGCGGGAGAUGUACAUCAUCCAGGCGGGGCAGGUGCAGGUCUUGGGCGGCCCUGACGGGAAGUCCGUGCUGGUGACACUGAGAGCUGGAUCCGUAUUCGGAGAAAUAAGCCUGCUGGCGGUCGGAGGCGGGAAUCGGCGCACGGCCAACGUGGUGGCCCACGGCUUCACCAACCUCUUCAUUCUGGACAAGAAGGACCUGAAUGAAAUUCUGGUGCAUUAUCCCGAGUCUCAGAAGUUGCUCCGGAAGAAGGCCAGGCGCAUGCUGAAGAGUAACAGCAAGCCCAAGGAGAAGAGCGUGCUCAUCCUCCCUCCGCGGGCCGGCACCCCCAAGCUCUUCAAUGCCGCCCUGGCCGCAGCGGGGAAGAUGGGCGCCAGGGGGGCGAAAGGCGGCCAGCUGGCCCACCUCAGGGCUCGGCUCAAAGAGCUGGCUGCGCUGGAGGCGGCUGCCAAACAGCAGCAGCUGCUGGAACAGGCCAAGAGCUCGGAAGACGCGGCGGGAGAGGUGGGCUCUGCCGCCCCCGACCAGCCUGCGCCCCAGGAACCCCCGGCCCCAGGCUCUCAGCCACCCGCCUCGCCAGGGGGUACCGAGAAGGAGGCAGCUGGUCCCCAGGAGGAGCAUUCGGUGCGGAUCCGCGUGAGCCCCGGCCUGGACCCUGGCGAACAGAUCCUGUCGGUGGAGGUCCCGGAGGAGAAGAAAGAGGCAGAAUGAGGGGCCCACCCCCACCCCGCCCAGCAGCCAAGAGGCUGGUCCACAGUGGUGGCCUGGGUGGCCCUCAGCUAACUGCUGGCCCUCAUUCCUGCUCCCACACCAGCUUCUCCCGGGCUGGUCUUGACGUCAACAACUUUCCUAGUGUCCCUAAGUCCCACCGUCACCUGAGAACCCUGCCUCCCUUGACUAAUAUUUUCAAGGACAAAUAUAUUUUUUUCUAAUUUGCAAGUUCAUAGGCAGAGGCUAGAAUGGGGCUUUAACACCAGGGGACACUUUGCUGGAGGUCAAGGGUUUUGAAUGUUGGGGGUUUCCCUUCAGGAAUCUGUCUUCCACGUUCCAAGGACAGGAACUGUCCAGCAGAAAGGUGGGCAGUUGUUACUGUCCUUUUUUAUUUUAUGAAUUUUUUAAAAUAUAUUUUUUAUUGAUUUCAGAGAGGAAGAGAGAG
This is a messenger RNA of Myotis brandtii (Brandt's bat), 4084 nucleotides long. It is a transcript of the gene CNGB1, whose product is annotated as cyclic nucleotide gated channel beta 1. The transcript is spliced from 33 exons. Gene Ontology annotation, molecular function: cGMP binding; intracellularly cGMP-activated cation channel activity; protein-containing complex binding. The record is from RefSeq and is a predicted model, not a curated record. NCBI's taxonomy places the organism in Eukaryota, Metazoa, Chordata, Mammalia, Chiroptera, Vespertilionidae. Gene Ontology annotation, biological process: monoatomic cation transmembrane transport; retina homeostasis. Gene Ontology annotation, cellular component: plasma membrane; intracellular cyclic nucleotide activated cation channel complex; photoreceptor outer segment. The coding region runs from base 67 to 3639 and encodes 1190 amino acids.